Messenger RNA from Acanthopagrus latus (yellowfin seabream), 2207 nucleotides. RefSeq names its product neutrophil cytosolic factor 1 (gene ncf1). The record is from RefSeq and is a predicted model, not a curated record. Gene Ontology annotation, cellular component: NADPH oxidase complex; cytoplasm. Gene Ontology annotation, biological process: respiratory burst; superoxide anion generation. The transcript has 11 exons. Gene Ontology annotation, molecular function: phosphatidylinositol binding; protein binding; superoxide-generating NADPH oxidase activator activity. Bases 56 to 1420 code for a protein of 454 amino acids. Lineage: Eukaryota; Metazoa; Chordata; Actinopteri; Spariformes; Sparidae.
UAAGCCUCGUGUCCUUUGUGUUUUCUCUCAGUUUGUCAGUUCGUUGUGUCUCAACAUGGAGGAGAGCUACGUCAGGCAUGUGGAGCUGCUGGGCUUCGAGAAACGCCUCUUCCCCACUCAGCACUUCAUUUACAUGCUGAUGGUGAAAUGGAGCGACCUCUCUGAGAAGCUGAUCUACAGGACGUAUCCUGAGAUCCACACCUUCCACAAAUCCCUGAAGGAGAUGUUUCCCAUCGAGUCUGGUGAAAUAGAAAAGAAGGACAGAAUCAUUCCUUCGUUACCAGCGCCGCGAUGGCUCGACAGCCAGAAGUCGACAGAAACCAGACAGACGACGCUGGCAGAGUACUGCCGCCUGCUCAUCAACCUGCCGCCUCACAUCUCCCGCUGCAAACUCCUCACCAACUUCUUCAAGGUCCGACCGGAGGAUGAAAACCCGCCUGCCCCGAACACACUGAAAAGAGACGAGACGUUUGCGUUGUCCCGAGAGAUAAACAGAGGCAACACAUCAGACAUUUCCGGCCCGAUCAUACUGGACACCUACAGAGUGAUCGCAGACUUCAUCAAGACGUCCAAACACGAGCUCAACCUGCACACCGGAGACCUGGUGGAGAUAGUGGAGAAAAACCAGAACGGUUGGUGGUUCUGCCAGCAUGAGUCCAAACAUGGUUGGGUUCCUGCGUCCUACCUGGAGCCUCUGGACGGACCCGAGGAGUCGGAGGAAGCUGAACCAAAUUAUGAAGGCAAGAUGUUUAUGUUGUUCUCUCCUUUAAAUGCAUGUUCUCCCCCUGCGUGUGUUGUUAACGGUGUUGGCGGACCAGAGGAGUUAGAGGAAGCUGAACCAAGCUAUGAAGGAGAGCUGCACAUCACCAUCAACGCCUACAAGGCGGAGCAGGAGGACGAGAUCUCUCUGGAGCUGGGUGAAACCAUCGAGGUCAUUCAUAAGCUGCUGGACGGCUGGUGGGUCGUCAGGAAAGGGGAUGAAACCGGUCACUUCCCCUCCAUGUUCCUGCAGAAGGCCAGCAAGAGAGACAUAUAUGAAGUGCAGCGGGCGAGUCUGCACGGACAGAAGCCUCCACCUCGCAGGUCCACCAUCCGAAAUGCCAAAAGCAUCCACAACAAGACUCGUCAGCGGCUCACCCAGGACACCUACCGCAGGAACAGCCGACGAUACCUCCAGCAGAAGGGCGGCCGCUUCGCCUCGCCUCGCAGGAACUCCAAGAGCACAGCGAAGUCACCGCUGACGGAGAGAAAGAACCAGGACAACAUCCCCGAGCCGUCUAGCUCCAGUUCAGAGAGCGAGAUGAAGAAGGAGGCUCCGGUCAUCCCUCCCCGGCCGAGUCCAGAACUCAUCCUGGAGCGCUGCAGUGACAACACCCGCAAGAAAGUCAGCAUCAGGUCUCGCACCAGCUCCGCCACUUAGCACGGGAAACAGAACAGUCUGUUCAGAGCCUUUUUCUACCUUAAUAUUUUGCAGACAGUUUUCAUUAACUGUCCAAAAUCCAGUGGAAAGUGUCCUUUAAUACUUUUAGACUUCCUGGUUAGUCUUUAAAAAGUAUUUUUAAACACCUUAAAGAUAAAGAUAUUUUCAUUUUAAGGAAAAAAAAAGUUCAGCAAUUUCCUUCAACAGCUGAUCACUGUAGUGGAAAAUAAUGCAUUUGACAGAGACAAUGUUCAAAGGUGGACUAAUCCACAUUUGGUGCUGAGGUGAGAGUGUCGGCACAGACUGUAAAUAAACAGUUUUCUGAUGACAAGAGGACAAAUACUGAAUAUCACCCAAAGAAAGCAGAUAAAACAGUCAUUAUUAUUAUUAUUUUACUUUCUCAGUUCAGCUACCUUGUGAUUCUAGAUCCCAGCAAGACUAAACUUUGUAAAGGUCACUGUUGAAUAUAUUAUAUUUUGUUAUUUGUUUUUUUGUUAAUUUGUGCAAAAGCAAAGUGUCAAAAACAACAAUAUUCAAUAAUAUGGUAAAAGAAAAUUAUGAAUGAGGUGGAAAUUCAUAUAUAACCUCCAUAAAACGGCACGUUGUUGUUUUACACACCAGAUAUAACCAGAAUUAGUUUGGUUGGAGUAUUAUUAUAAUACUGUUUGUAGCUCAUGUGUGGAAGCAUUUAGAUUUAUUUUCAAUGUGAUCUGUAGAGCUUUGUUUUUUAUUUAUUUGCUCAAAAAAUGUAGACAUUAAAAAUAAAAGUUGAUAUUUCUGCAGUCUG